Messenger RNA from Coregonus sp. 'balchen', 4012 nucleotides. Lineage: Eukaryota; Metazoa; Chordata; Actinopteri; Salmoniformes; Salmonidae. The record is from the annotation of a GenBank genome assembly.
AUGUCAUGCAGUCUGUGUGACUACGGAGGAGGCUGUCUGGUCCCUGUGAUGGUGUCUGCAGGUCCAAGUUCUGAGGAUGUUGGCCCUGUGCCUAGGCAGGAGUCUGGCGGUCGGAGGCUGUCCUGGCCGGUCCUGCUGCUGACCCUGGCAGCGGUUACCUCAUCGUCUCUCUCAGCCCUAUCUCUGUUCCACCUGCUGGCCCUCAGGGCUGAGGUGGAGGGGCUCCGGUCAGAAGUCUUUCGCAGGAGAGAGGAGCAACAAGAGGCCAGGCACGAAGAGGUAAAAUGUUUACAUGUUCACUACUGAUCUGUAGUCUGUAAAUAAUGUAUGAUACAGUGAGGGAAAAAAGUAUUUGAUCCCCUGCUGAUUUUGUACGUUUGCCCAAUGACAAAGAAAUGAUCAGUCUAUAAUUUUAAAUGUAGGUUUAUUUGAACAAUGAGAGACAGAAUAACAACAACAAAAAUCCAGAAAAACGCAUAUAAAAAAUGUUAUAAAUUGAUUUGCAUUUUAAUGAGGGAAAUAAGUAUUUGACCCCUCUGCAAAACAUGAUUUAGUACUUGGUGGCAAAACCCUUGUUGGCAAUCACAGAGGUCAGACGUUUCUUGUAGUUGAACACCAGGUUUGCACACAUCUCAGGAGGGAUUUUCUCCCACUCCUCUUUGCAGAUCUUCUCCAAGUCAUUAAGGUUUCGAGGCUGACGUUUGGCAACUCGAACCUUCAGCUCCCUCCACAGAUUUUCUAUGGGAUUAAGGUCUGGAGACUGGCAAUUGUUUUCUUGGUGACUAUGGUCCCAGCUGCCUUGAGAUCAUUGACAAGAUCCUCCCGUGUAGUUCUGGGCUGAUUCCUCACCGUUCUACUGAUCAUUGCAACUCCACGAGGUGAGAUCUUGCAUGGAGCCCCAGGCCGAGGGAGAUUGACAGUUAUUUUGUGUUUCUUCCAUUUGCGAAUAAUCGCACCAACUGUUGUUGUUACGCCCCUGAAAAAGGGGUGAAAUAAUCACGAGAGUGACGCAGUUAUGUUUCCUCACUGAAAACUUUAGUAUAAUCCUUUUACAAAAAUACCACAUUUUACAGAACAACAGAUCUACAGGAACCAGAGUUUUGUAGGGUACAAAGCUUAUUCAAGUCACAACAGCAUAAACUGUAAUUCACUAAAACAUAUACAAAUGUUUCAAUAUAACUGUCAAACACAAAGUAGCUUUAGCUCAGUAACCCAUAACUACAUUUAUCAACCAUGUCAACAAAGUAUUCGAAACACAUUAUACAAAUAACCCCAAAAUAUAUUAUUAACAGCGCACAUGUUCAUUCACAAUUAACAUAAAAUGGCAGCUACUCUCAGUACGAAGCUAUUCUUCGCUGCAACCAAGCAGGUUUCACUCACACACGCACCUAUUACUCCCUUCAACUUAACUUAACUUACUCAAGAUGUUACUAACACAUACCUUAAACUCUCUUGACAUGUUAGCAAGUUAUUACAUUCAAAUUAUCUCGUUUUAUCAAUAACGUACCUGAAAAAGGGGAGAAAUAAUCACGAGAGUGACGCAGUUAUGUUUCCUCACUGAAAACUUUAGUAUAAUGAGAAAAAAGACUGCGAUUUCCCCAGAAAGUUGGGUGGAGACCAGAGCAAUCGAUCUCAGGCUCAUAGAUUAAGAGCAUUUAGUAGAUCACAGAUUAACACUUUUACCCUUAAAUUAGGCACCACAAAAUAAAGUAGUCAAUAUAACGUUUACAGAUUCCUCUUACAAUAUUUACCCUUUUACACUUGACGGAUUUUAACACAAUUAUGAAUUUUAUCAAUCUCUAUGAACUAGUACUGAAUGCAUGAUCUUUUUAACCUUAGAUAUUUUAAGAUCCUUACAUACCAUGAACUUACUAAUACUUUUUAGUGUAUAACAGGCUAUGAAUAUGUCCUUUAACCUGUCACAUUGUCACCUUCUCACCAUGCUGCUUGGUGAUAGUCUUGUAGCCCAUUCCAGCCUUGUGUAGGUCUACAAUCUUGUCCCUGACAUCCUUGGAGAGCUCUUUGGUCUUGGCUACGGUAGAGAGUUUGGAAUCUGAUUGAUUGAUUGCUUCUGUGGACAGGUGUCUUUUAUACAGGUAACAAGCUGAGAUUAGGAGCACUCCCUUUAAGAGUGUGCUCCUAAUCUCAGCUCGUUACCUGUAUAAAAGACACCUGGGAGCCAGAAAUCUUUCUGAUUGAGAGGGGGUCAAAUACUUAUUUCCCUCAUUAAAAUGCAAAUCAAUUUAUAACAUUUUUGACAUGUGUUUUUCUAGAUUUUGUUGUUGUUAUUCUGUCUCUCACUGUUCAAAUAAACCUACCAUUAAAAUUAUAGACUGAUAAUUUCUUUGUCAGUGGGCAAACGUACAAAAUCAGCAGGGGAUCAAAUACUUUUUUCCCUCUCUGUAUGAGAUGGAGUUGUUUCUGAUGCAUUACCCAGACACUGCAGCAGAUGAGCAGCAGCUCCAGAACCAGGAGGAGCAGCUCAGACCCUCCACACCCCCCUGAACCCCAGCCCCCUCCACACACCCCUGACCCCCAGCCCCUUCCACACCCCACUGACCCCCAGACUAGGCUGUCCUUCAUCAGGAAGAGGAGUGUGGGCACAGGACCUAAGAACACAGGCAAGACUUCCAAUACUAUUCUCUGUGACUAUUUGUAUCUGUUUGACAUGUUGAAGGGUGAAUUAGCACGUUGUCAAUGCUGUGCUGUUUUUAGAUUAUAUGGUGCACAAUUGGGCUGUUGCUUUAAAAUGUUGAACACUGAACUUCAAACAAGUACACUUUAGUUAUUUCUGGCAAGCUGCAACAUUUUUGUUCUCACUCUCUCUAGAAAUAACUCAUCUUGUACACAGUGAGGUUUAUUUUUUAUGUAUUAAUAUUUUGUAAUAUUUUUUUGCACCAAAAAAAAUAAGUGAAAGACAAAACAGUACAGAUAAAAAAACUGGUAAAAACUGUGUUUCCAUGUGAGGUUGGAAGCCCAAAAGGGCUGAUAUGAAAACCACAACACAAAGAUAAGUUUAAAAAACGUUUGUUCAAUCAGUUGUAAUUAUAAUUGUACAUGAUAUACUCAGUAUACAAGAAAACCAUGUUUGAUUAUGUGUGUGUGUGUGUGUGUGUGUGUGUGUGUGUGUGUGUGUGUGUGUGUCUGUGUGUGUGUGUGUGUGAGAGAGUGUGAGAGUUGGGCUACAUGGAGGGGACUAUUGGGUAGUUUGAAUCAAUGCUAAACUCUCCCUCUGUCCUACCCUCUAGUGUCUCAACCCUGUCUACAGAUGCUGGCAGAUAGCAACAGGAAAACAUUCCAGAAAGGUACUGUAAACCAGGAAUUACAAUUUUACCAGAAAUACUUAAAUUGACUUAAGGACAUACAGACUGGGACUUGGGCUAUGCUAGGUAGUUCGUGUUUGGAUCGACUCACGCAUGGUUUGUUUGUCGAGGUCGAUGGAGUUUUGAUUGGUUCAUGCAUGGUUUGUGUUUCUGGUGUUGUGCAGAGUUUGCGUUGGAGCCUCACACAGGGAUCCCCUGGCAGGAGGGGCUUAGGAGAGGCUCCGCCCUGGAGGCAGAGAGUGACAGCAUUCUUGUCAGAGAGGAGGGAUACUACUUUGUCUACAGCCAGGUGAGCACUGGUCGUCUACAGGAGAGAACUUGGUGUAUCAUAUUAGUGCUAGAUCACAUGGGAUAAAGGUACAGUAGCUCUGAGCUAUUACAUAGACACAACAGCUCACAAUACCUAACUCUCCCCUUCUCUCUCUCCAGGUGUACUACAAUAGCUCACAAGUCCAACAACAUUCAUCUUCUUCUCCUGCACAUGUUCUGUAUAGGUCAUGGCUCUAACUACUCUCUGUCUCGCUCGCUCUCUGUCUGUCUGUGUCUGUCUGUCUGUCUGUCUGUCUGUCUGUCUGUCUGUCUGUCUGUCUGUCUGUCUGUCUGUGUCUGUCUGUCUCCUCAUACAGGUGUACUACAUGGACAGGACCUUUGCCAUGGGUCAUGUGGUGAACAGGAAGAAGAGGAACGUU